Notodromas monacha is the source of this 483-nucleotide messenger RNA. The record is from the annotation of a GenBank genome assembly. NCBI's taxonomy places the organism in Eukaryota, Metazoa, Arthropoda, Ostracoda, Podocopida, Cyprididae.
AUGGAAUGGUCGAUUCGUGAUUAUGAUAGGUCGAUCGUGGUCAGCUAUUUGUUGAGGGCGAUGAUACGUAUUUUGUGUUCCUUGCGCAGAGUACUCAAGGUCGUGUUGUGUCGUGAGUGUGUCGUGAUCAUUCUGUUGCGACGGUUGCUGCCUGUGGCCGUCGUCGUUGGUCGGUCGACGGCUGGCUGCUGUAGCGUGUGGCGGCGAUCCGGGCUAGUGGCGGCGGCGACGGCGGCCAUGAGGAAGACCGCCGUAGCGGGCACGUCGUCGACAGCGGCGGCGGCGGCUAAUGCACCACCUGUCGCGUCGAUGGACGGGGCCCAAGCCGCGACACCGACGGGGACUGUGGCGCAGAUCAAGACCCCGGCAUCUCGACGUCGCGUCGGGGACGCUGGCCAUUGCACAGCAGAAGUCGACACGUCGCCCUGUGGCCCGGCAGAGUUUCACGUGGUCCCGGAGUUCUGGGAAUUCAUCAUUCGUUGA